Odontomachus brunneus is the source of this 1513-nucleotide messenger RNA. RefSeq lists its product as uncharacterized. Lineage: Eukaryota; Metazoa; Arthropoda; Insecta; Hymenoptera; Formicidae. The record is from RefSeq and is a predicted model, not a curated record. The transcript is spliced from 2 exons. The coding region runs from base 100 to 414 and encodes 104 amino acids.
UUGUUGUACUCCGCCGGAGUUUUCAUCGGAGAAGAAGCGCGGGCCGUUGCGCGCAGCCUCCUGCGGCGGGCCGAUUGUCGGAGGAUCCCUUCUAAAACUAUGGCUAAGCGAAAAGUGUGCAAGGAAGCGAAAAAAAAGGACGGGAAAAACAGCGGGAGAUUGAUGCGGCGAUGGUGGCGAGAUCGCGUUCGUGCGCCGGCUCCGCGAUCACGGCGGACGGAAGCUGCGGCGGCGGCGGCGGCGGCGGCGGCGGCGGCAAUGGCGGCGGGGGUGGAAGCGAGGAGGGGUGGAAGCACAGGAGAACGAGCGAGCGAGCUCGCCGUAAUUGGAUCUAUCCGCUUUAAGGAGAAGAAAAGGACCAAUAGAGCCGUAAUAAGAUGGAAAUUGCGUGGCUCUCAUUCAAUCAAUCAAUAAAAUAAGAAAUGGAGCAUCAAACGGACCAUUCUUAAGGGCCAAAUUUUCAAUAGUGAUUUAAACUUAAAUCUAUGUUCCUCGAUGGACUGAUGUGCGUAAACUUUAUAGCAAUUUUAAAUAUAUAAAAUAACAAAAUUCAACAACGUUGCAGCGAUUGCAAGCAAAAAUUGAGUCCCUUAUGACUGGUCAGAUUGCAAUCAUAUUUAUCAGAUAAAAUGACGAAAUAAAGAUACGAAAGAAAUAUUUAAAAAAUGGUCAAAAUUUACUCAAAACAAUAAGUCACAUUAAGGAAAUGUCAUAUCUGAAAACUUUACAAUUUAUAAUAGUUACAAAAUAUUGACUCUUCUUGCAAUAUUUACAUCGUAUUGAUUGCACAAAAUUACAAGUGCUUUUACACACUGAAAAUAUGUGCAAUAAUAAAUUGAAGCAUUACUCAAUACAUGAGGAAAACGAUAAGAAAGUGUACGACCAAGUUUAGCCCCAUUUUGUAGCGUUCUUCAAUUAUUUUUUUAUAAAAUUAUAGCUAUUUAUGAAUAGAUUAAAAAUAUAUAAAUAUCAAAGCCUCGCCAUUUGGAAGAAAAUGGCCUAAAAAGAUAUAUAUUCUAUCGAAAUAAGUGGCAUCGUUAGAUACCCUUAUAGGAAACAUAUAGGAAAUGUUGCAAAAAAUGGGAAGCCUUUAUCGAUAAAAUAAUACGGAUAAAAGUUAAUAAUAUUUAUUAAUUUAUGGUGAAUCUCUUUAUCAGUCUCCGAUUAACUGAAUUAUCGAUUAAUUUCGUUGUAACUAGCAGCAUUAGCUAAUAGCUGGGACUAAAAUGACAAAAUGGGGCUAAAAGCUUAUGAGAGCUUGGUCACUCAUUCUAAAAAUUGAUAUUCUGAACUGUCAAUUUGCGUAUAUAUUUAUUUGAUAUAAUAGUUUUGCAGUUUGUACCGCACGUGUGUUUAUUCCGCUAACGAAAAUUGAACAUUUCUGUAUCUUUACAACUGAAUAUAGAAACUCAAAAAAGUAUACAAAAAGUUUGCAGAAAGAUUUCUGUAUAUGCGUAGUAAUGUUUACUCCUAGCGUAGUAAAACGAAACAACACACAUUUAUAUAAAAUUUA